Messenger RNA from Helobdella robusta, 1815 nucleotides. RefSeq lists its product as hypothetical. Gene Ontology annotation, molecular function: protein binding. The record is from RefSeq and is a predicted model, not a curated record. Lineage: Eukaryota; Metazoa; Annelida; Clitellata; Rhynchobdellida; Glossiphoniidae. Bases 1 to 1815 code for a protein of 604 amino acids. The transcript is spliced from 5 exons.
AUGCAUAGAAAUUUGAAAGAUCUAAGAGAAUUCAUAUGUGUAUCCCGGUUAACUGUACAGGACAGUGAUGAAGAACACGCAGACAUCACUAAUUAUUACAAGGACACAAACGAUGAUGGCAACAAUCUCUCAACGAGAAAUUCUUUUUUACAUUCACCAGAUUCCGGCAUUCAGUCAUUGACCAGGAACGAUCCAACUGAUGUAGAUGUAGAGAACGUUGGAGUAAGGGACAGGACAAAUGUUAAAAAAUCAAUCCAAAAGUCUCGUUUUUAUGCUCCAUCCAAAUCCUCAAACAACACACGACUGCCAAAAAUUACGACAACCAAGAAGAACCACGUAGAGGCUCAAAGUAGUGGGGUUCAGUACACUGAUGUAGACAGCACUUUGAAAUAUUUAGACUCAAAUGUAGUGGCAGGUUGGUUGACGUCUUGCAACGACGAAAUCCACAAACUUACAAACUGGUUAGCAUCAAUUUCAAAUUUUUGUAAUUUUGUUAGUUUCUGGUUGUCAGAGUGCAAGAAAGAAGACAAAAAAUGUCUGAUACAAAUGGAACAUGAUAUAAUAAUGGAUGAGAUCAGUUUUGCAUUUUCAUCUGGCGUGAACAGCAAAACCAUCAGCAAACACCAGACUGCUUAUCUGCUCAAACAAAUAUUUCACGAGUACCCAGACAAGUUAUUAUCAAAUAACAAACAUAACAAUUUAUUUAUUGAUUACCUUGUGACGCUCACAUCCAAGAAUAAAAGUUUAUACAAAAAACUUCUUUCCGAUGUCAAAUGUAGAAGUAGUGUCAAGCAGUACAUUCAAGAUAUUUUAGCAAUGAGAUGUUUCUGCCUAAUAAAUCUCUGGUCUGGUGUCGUAUCAUUCUUCCAUCAACUACAAAUGACUGAAAACGAAAAAGAACGCAGAACAAGGAAAAGAAAUGACGGGAAGAAAACAUACAACUUCGAUGCUGGCGGAUCAUCUGAUGAUGGUGAGGAAGAUGAUCUUGCUCAUGGCAAACAUAAAAAACACCAUACAAGCAAGAAGAUCGGCAACGAGCCUAGUAACCGAAACAAAACGCACAUGCUGCCUAUGAGGAAAGACCACAAAAACUUGUUACUGUCGGACGAGCAACUGAACGUUGCCAGACUUUUCUCGGCAGUCAAAUCGUCACUUUGGGAUGUUGUUUUGUACAUGUUGAACACAAAAAAAGUUAGUUUGUAUUACAAAGACGAAAGACGGAAAAGUUUAUUCUUCCACGCUGUUACCAUGAACAAUUGUCAAUUUUUGAAAAUCUUGUUACAUCUGCUUUUCGAAGACUUCAAAUUUGAAGAAGCACUAUUUGAUGGUGCCAAUAAAGUUAACUACGAUGAAAAUGGCGACGACGACGAUGACAUUGUUUCCGAGAAACAAAGAGCAGGCCAACGAGACGACACCAACAGAGUUGGAUGCUGGCAGAUGAUAUUGAAUGAAUGUGCAGACAAUGGUAACAGCCCACUACACGCAGCAUGUAACAUGGGGAGCACCGCUUGUGUGAGAGCCUUGCUGACGGAGAGUAGAGGUUACGUUCAUGUCGACCUUCAGAACAAAAUGUGCGACGGAGCCACGCCGUUGCAUUUGGCCGUCAUGCACGGGCAGAGAGAGAUAGUGCAACUGCUGCUCAGUCAUGGCGCCAAUGUGAACGCGAAGAUGUCCGACAUGGACGCUCUACAGGUUGCUCGGUCAUUUUGCACCAACAACAAGGAACAUCAGCAACAACGGGAAGAAUGCAUGGAAGCGCAAACACGUUGCCAGAUAAUUGAACUGCUGGAGGAAGAGGCUACCGGCCACAAAUGA